Trichomycterus rosablanca is the source of this 3198-nucleotide messenger RNA. It is a transcript of the gene rag1, whose product is annotated as recombination activating 1. NCBI's taxonomy places the organism in Eukaryota, Metazoa, Chordata, Actinopteri, Siluriformes, Trichomycteridae. Gene Ontology annotation, biological process: adaptive immune response; V(D)J recombination; pre-B cell allelic exclusion. Gene Ontology annotation, molecular function: sequence-specific DNA binding; ubiquitin protein ligase activity; double-stranded DNA endonuclease activity. Gene Ontology annotation, cellular component: endodeoxyribonuclease complex; DNA recombinase complex; nucleus. The record is from RefSeq and is a predicted model, not a curated record. Bases 1 to 3198 code for a protein of 1065 amino acids. The transcript is spliced from 3 exons.
AUGGAGCCACACAAUCCAGUGGAUGCUCCGAGAGCUUCCAUGCCAGAUGAGUUGUGCCAUCCUUUUUCAAAGUUUUCUGAAUGGAAGUUUAAGCUCUUCCGGGUUCGUUCAAUGGAAAAGGCCCCUCUGCCAAGUGAGCCUUUGCAGGGGAAGGAAGCAAAGUUGAGGGUGGUUGAACAGUGUGAUGACUUAAGAGGUCCAGGAAGUGUUAUGAAGCUCUGUCUGGGAGGCAAGAACAAGGAGAAUGUAGAGGGUCCGGGCAGGGAGAUCGAUCUCAAGCUUCAGGAGAUUGACACACACAUGGAGCAUCUCAGGUCUUUUUGUCGCUUAUGCGGCAUAAUUCUGAGAAAAGCAAAAGGCCCAGAGCAUGAGGUCCAAGGAGACCUUGAUGAUUCCAGCAGAAAUGCCUUACGCAAGAUGGGUUGCAAAGCUACCAGAUGGCCUGAAGUCAUUGUAAAGGUCUUUAAGGUGGAUGUGAGUGGUGACAUGGAGACCAUUCACCCAGCUAUGUUCUGUCAUCAAUGCUGGACAGUAGCUAUAAGAGGAGGGGGGAUCUGUAGUUUCACAAGGACUCAGGUUCCUGUAUGGAAGCCUCAUACCUCAAAUUGCUUGCUUUGUUACCCCAAGAUUAGAAAACUUCAACGAAGAGGAAGGAAGAGAAGCAAACCACUACAUAGUACACACAUCCUUCCCAAAAAGACAAAAAGAGACUCUCCAACAUUCACAGGGGGCACUAGAGUGUGGAGACAAACCACAGACAACCCAACAGCUGUGAAUUUUAAAACCUGGGUAAAGCCGACUGCUCAGAGGAACCUUUGGGUAAAAAAUAUCACUCGUUGCCAGAGAGAUCACCUGAGCUGCAAGCUGCUACCAGGCGAUCUCCCUAAAGAAUUUGUAAAUGCUGUUGCCUGCCAAGUUUGUGAUCAUCUGUUGUCUGACCCAGUUCAGUCCCCCUGCCAGCACCUCUUCUGUCGCACCUGCAUCCAGAAAUACAGCCUUGCCCUGGGACCCCAGUGUCCAACCUGUGGACUCCUCUUUAACCCCACUGACCUGAAGAGCCCUGCCAAAGCAUUUAUCUUUAUUCUCCAGUCUCUUCCUCUGCUCUGUCCAAGAGAAGGUUGUGAGGAGUGGGUUAGAUUUGACUCUUUCGGAGACCAUUGCCUGAAUCACUGUCUUGAAGCCAACAAUGGAAAGGAAGAAAGUAUCACAGAGCAGAAUCUGGAUGGCUUUAUGCCUGUCAACAAGGGUGGCCGUCCUCGGCAGCACCUGCUCUCACUAACACGAAGAGCACAGAAGCACAGGCUAAAAGACUUGAAGAAUCAGGUGAAGGCUUUUGCUGACAAAGAGGAAGGUGGAGAUGUGAAAUCAGUGUGUUUGACCCUGUUUUUGCUGGCUCUAAGGGCAGGCAAUGAACACAGACAGGCUGAUGAGCUGGAGGCCAUGAUGCAAGGCAGGGGUCUCGGUUUGCAUCCAGCUGUGUGUCUGGCGAUCCGAGUAAACACCUUCCUCAGCUGUAGUCAAUAUCACAAAAUGUACCGCACUGUCAAGGCCAUUAGUGGACGUCAAAUCUUCCAGCCCUUACACACUCUUCGUAAUGCUGAGAAGGAGCUUCUUCCUGGAUUUCAUCAAUUUGAGUGGCAGCCAGCAUUAAAAAACGUUUCCACCUCUUGGAAUGUGGGUAUCAUAGAUGGCCUGUCUGGGUGGACAAUCUCUGUAGAUGAAGUACCUGCAGAUACCAUUUCUAGAAGAUUUCGUUAUGAUGUGGCCCUUGUAUCGGCUCUGAAGGACUUAGAGGAGGACAUCAUGGAGGGACUGAGAGAGAGAGAUAUAGAUGACAGCACCUGUACCUCAGGUUUCACUGUGGUGAUCAAGGAGUCAUGUGAUGGCAUGGGAGAUGUCAGUGAAAAGCAUGGAGGUGGACCGGCUGUCCCAGAGAAAGCAGUGAGAUUCUCCUUCACAGUCAUGUCCAUCACAGUUCAAGCUGAAGGUGAGGCGGACGCGGUCACUAUCUUUCAGGAGCCAAAGCCUAACUCGGAGCUCUCCUGUAGACCUCUGUGCCUUAUGUUUGUGGAUGAGUCUGAUCAUGAGACGCUGACAGCCAUCCUGGGACCUGUGGUCACCGAACGUAAAGCUAUGAAAGAGAGUCGCCUCAUUCUUUCUAUAGGUGGUCUCCUUCGUUCCUUCCGCUUUCACUUUCGAGGCACAGGCUAUGAUGAAAAGAUGGUAAGAGAUAUGGAAGGUUUGGAGGCUUCAGGUUCCACUUACAUUUGUACCCUGUGUGAUUCUACACGAGCUGAAGCCUCUCAGAACAUGGUGCUUCACUCUAUUACCAGAAGCCAUGAAGAAAAUCUUGAGCGUUAUGAGAUAUGGAGGACUAACCCUUAUUCUGAGUCUGCAGAAGAACUGAGGGAUCGAGUCAAAGGGGUCUCAGCUAAGCCAUUUAUGGAGACACAGCCUACAUUAGAUGCCCUUCAUUGUGACAUUGGCAAUGCUACUGAGUUUUACAAGAUUUUCCAGGAUGAGAUUGGUGAAGUAUACUUGAAAAGCAACCCAACUCGAGAAGAGCGUAGACUCUGGCGCUCAGCCCUUGACAAGCAGCUUAGAAAAAAGAUGAAGCUAAAACCAGUGAUGCGGAUGAAUGGAAACUAUGCACGGCGACUGAUGACCCGUGAGGCUAUCGAAGUGGUGUGUGAGCUGGUUCCUACUGAAGAGCGGCGUGAGGCUGUAAAGGAACUCAUGGAGCUUUAUCUUCAGAUGAAACCUGUGUGGCGUUCUACCUGUCCAGCUCGAGAUUGCCCAGAUCUGCUCUGCCGUUACAGCUUCAACUCUCAGCGAUUUGCCGAACUCCUUUCCACAAAAUUUAAAUAUCGUUAUGAUGGCAAGAUUACCAACUACCUCCACAAGACUUUAGCUCAUGUACCUGAAAUUGUAGAGCGAGAUGGAUCGAUUGGUGCCUGGGCCAGCGAGGGAAAUGAGUCCGGGAAUAAACUUUUCCGUCGAUUCCGUAAGAUGAAUGCUAGGCAGUCCAAGAUGUUUGAGUUAGAAGACAUACUAAAACACCAUUGGCUGUACACAUCUAAGUAUCUGCAAAACUUCAUGGAGGCUCACAAAAGUUCUGCGAAAGCAUUCCAAGCCACUAUUCACCCUGAGGAAAGCCCUGAUGACUUAGAUAUAGAACCUGACAUUCCAGACUUUUAA